AUGGGCACAGCAAAGCAGAAAUCAACAAAUAAUCAGAGUAGAUUUUUGAACAGAAAUCCACUGUCAUUUUCCAUGCGACAAAAGAAGAAGGAGCGCUCGGAAGUGCGAAAUAAUGCUUCCUACAAUGCUUCAUCCCCGGCCUUACCAGCACAUGAAGAAUGCCCAAGCCCUAUUCAGUGUGAGUACACAGUAAGCAAUGAGAGCCUAUCCCCUGUCAUGGAAGAAACUGCCACACAUCAAUCACUUGCAACCCAGAAACCAGCCGCCAUACCAGCAACUCCCAAGCAACCUCCUAAACGAUUGGACUCUGCAGCCAUUUUCCCCUACAGCAACAAACCGCAUGAAACACGAAAAAAGACCAUUGCAGAGGAAAGUAAACAAUGGGAGUCCUUGUUUGACCCUCAACAUACAUUUGGCUCAUUUCAAACUAGCAUUGCAAAACCCGUGUCAUCUCAGCAUUACUUUUACAAGGGAAAAUGGCCUUUGGAUCAAGAAGACAUCUUGGGCAUGAUCCCAAAACCCAAAAAGACGCUCCAUCAACAGAACAGCGCAACAACAACCCCAAAUCUGUCUAUAGUUGAUGGAGAUGGAGCAUCCACAGCAGCAUUUGCAUUCCCUACAGUGCCCAGUCCAACAUUGCCAAAUAAGAAGCAGCUGGAAUUGCACAUCAAUCCCGUUUUGCAGGACAAUGAAAAUGACAUCUUUGAUGAUUCGUUUCCUAAAAGCGGCUCACAGAUCGAAAUACUGCCUUGUCCAUCACUAACACAGUUUCCAAAGUACAAAAAGACAGAAAACGAAGUGCUGUGGAAAGACAGGCUGGAACUACUGAAGAAGAUUCAACAUCAAGGAUUUCGCGAAGAUUUGAAUGGAACACUCAGUAUUGGAAACCAAGAAUCUGCUGCCGUUCGGUUACAACGACAAAUAAAACGAAAGGCAGAGAAGAUCAUGCGUGAGACACUGGUUUAUUCCAAUACGGAGGAAGACGAGGAUAACGAUGAGAACGAACAUAACUGUAACAUAGCAAAUGCGGCGGAGAAGGGGACAUUAUUGGUGGCUGUGGAGCCCGAUACAAUGCUUGUGGAUUUCAGCACCUUACAUACUAAGGAAGAGCAAGACACAGUUAGCAGCUUGCAUUCAAUACAGCCAUACGAAUCAAGCUUAGUGAGUCUGGAUGAUGAAUGGGAGAACAUCUCGUUUAAACCGCCGUGUUCCGUCAAAGAUGUCGACAUUGAAAAUCAAGCCAGCAAGCAAGACCUUGCAGACAUCAAGCGCAAAAACCGCCCUACCUUUUUGCUCUUUGCAUAUGGAUUCCUGUUCCCUCCACUGUGGAUUAUUGGCGCUUUAUACAGCCCAAGUCGAUCACUGCAAAGAACAGCAUCUAGUAAAAAGAUAGAUCAAAAAUGGAAGAAUUAUUCCCGAAAUGCAUUUUUUGUAUUUAUCGUGAUAGUGGCAACUAUCAUUGUACUGAUUCUAGUGCUGAAACCACAAACUGUAGGAUUUAGAAGUAGUGGCGACCAGAUAUAUCCAGAAGAAAGAAUCGUUUUCGAUGAAAAUAAUGCGCAUAUCCCACUGUAA
This is a messenger RNA of Mucor velutinosus, 1575 nucleotides long. RefSeq names its product Translationally-controlled tumor protein (gene P23FY). The record is from RefSeq and is a predicted model, not a curated record. The coding region runs from base 1 to 1575 and encodes 524 amino acids. NCBI's taxonomy places the organism in Eukaryota, Fungi, Mucoromycota, Mucoromycetes, Mucorales, Mucoraceae. The transcript has a single exon.